GCUACUGUCUACCGCCUCCAUCGGAGUCUGUGCCAGGAAAGCUUUCAAGAUAUACGAUCGGAGGAGUCUCUUUGAUGCCGUCGCACAAGGAGAUCCCAGCCAGCUGGAUGAUUUGCUGAUCUACCUGCUGGACUCGCUAAAAAACCUGACCGAUGUGGAGUUUAAAGAGCCCGACACCGGCAAGACCUGCCUGCUGAAGGCCAUGCUCAACCUUCACAACGGCCGCAACGACACCAUCCCUUUCCUGCUGGAGAUUGCGGCGAAGACGGGGAACCUGCCGGAGUUUGUGAACGCCGGAUACACAGACAGCUAUUACAAGGGUCAGACUGCUCUCCACAUCGCCAUCGAGAGGCGCAACAUGUACCUGGUCAACCUCUUGGUCAAGAACGGCGCGGACAUCCACGCGAGAGCCCAUGGGGAAUUUUUCCAGAAGAUCAAGGGGAAGCCGGGAUUUUAUUUCGGAGAACUGCCCCUCUCUCUCGCCGCCUGCACCAACCAGCUGAACAUCGUCAAGUUCCUGCUGGAGAAUCGUUACCAGCCGGCCAACAUCGCCACGCAGGACUCGAUCGGCAACACCGUCCUCCACGCCCUGGUGGAAAUCGCCGACGACACCGACGACAACACCAAGUUUGUCACCAAGAUGUACAACGAUGUGCUCAUCCUGGGGGCGAGCAUCAACCCCACCCUCCGGCUGGAGGAAAUCGCCAACCGCAGAGGGUUGACCCCACUUACCCUGGCCGCCAAGACGGGGAAAAUACAGGUCUUCGCCUACAUCCUUCGGCGGGAGAUGAAGGAGCCGGAAUGCCGUCACCUCUCUCGCAAAUUCACCGAGUGGGCCUACGGACCCGUCCACUCCUCGCUUUACGACCUCUCCAGCAUCGACACCUGCGAGAAGAACUCUGUCUUGGAGAUCAUCGCUUACAGCAGUGAGACCCCGAAUCGCCACGAAAUGCUCCUGGUUGAACCCCUCAACCAGCUCCUGCAGGAUAAGUGGGACCGGUUUGUGAAGCACCUCUUCUACUUCAACUUCUUCAUCUACACCGCGCAUAUCCUCAUCCUCACCGUCGCGGCCUACUACCGACCUACCAAGAGGGAAGGAACGCCUCCGUUUAUCUUUCGUCACACGAGAGGCGAGUACUUCCGGGUCACCGGGGAAAUCCUGAGCGUGUUGGGAGGCGCCUAUUUCUUCUUCCGGGGGGUAAGAGUUUGGAUCAGCCCCCCCCAG
Messenger RNA from Notechis scutatus (mainland tiger snake), 1225 nucleotides. NCBI's taxonomy places the organism in Eukaryota, Metazoa, Chordata, Lepidosauria, Squamata, Elapidae. The record is from RefSeq and is a predicted model, not a curated record.